Melopsittacus undulatus (budgerigar) is the source of this 1066-nucleotide messenger RNA. RefSeq names its product kallikrein-14-like. The record is from RefSeq and is a predicted model, not a curated record. Lineage: Eukaryota; Metazoa; Chordata; Aves; Psittaciformes; Psittaculidae. The coding region runs from base 140 to 958 and encodes 272 amino acids. The transcript has 6 exons. Gene Ontology annotation, biological process: proteolysis. Gene Ontology annotation, molecular function: serine-type endopeptidase activity.
ACCCACGUUGUCCAACCACCCUCUGACUCACCCCACCAAGGCCACAUCCCACUUUCUACCUCCACUAUAAAGGUGCCCAAGGCACCAGCUCCCAACUUCCCAACACACAGAGAACCGGCUCCGACCUCCUCCAUCAGGAAUGGCUUGUGGUGGACAUGGGACCUUCAGCUUCAUCCCCAUCUUCAUCCUCACCACUGCUCUUCUGCUGAGGACCCAACCGGUGCAAGCUCAAGGGAAGGGCAACCAAGGAGAUGAGUGGUCGGAGGAGGAGGGGUCCCGUAUCAUCGGGGGGAGACCUUGCUCCAUCAACCAGAGACCCUUCCAAGUGGCCCUGGUCAAGAGGGGGCAGAUCCUAUGUGGAGGAAGCUUGGUAGAUGCCCAAUGGGUCCUCACAGCUGCCCACUGCAAGCAGCCACCCAGGGACCUCAAGGUGCUCAUCGGGACCAACACCUUGAGUCAGGGCACAGGAGAAGUCAGGUCCAUCUCCAGGCUCCUGGUCCACCCGUCCUACAACCCCCGGAGGAACGACAACGACUUCAUGCUCCUGAGGCUCAACAAGCCCGUCCGCUUCAGCAGCAGCAUCAAGAAGAUCAGGUUGGCCACCAAGUGCCCCAUGGAUGGGAUGAGGUGCAGCGUGUCCGGAUGGGGGACCACCAAGUCUCCAGGAGCGAAGCUCCCUCAGGACCUGCAGUGUGCAGCCAUUGAAGCCUUCGGGAGGGACAAGUGCGCCAGGGCCUAUGGCAAUGCCAUCACCCCCAACAUGUUCUGUGCUGGGGUCCCCCAAGGGGGGGUUGACUCCUGCCAGGGUGACUCCGGAGGCCCCUUGGUGUGCGAUGGGGUCCUACAAGGGGUGGUCUCAUGGGGUAUGGCCGUCUGCGGGCGCCGAGGACAGCCCGGGGUCUACGCCAACGUCUGUAGGGCCGUGCCCUGGAUCAGGAGGGUCAUCGGGAGGUCCUGAGGACCCCAUAGGGCACCGCUAUGGGGUCCCAGUAGCUCCCUGCUUACUGGGGGGACUGGAGGAUGGAGGGCGUCAAUGGGGAAACCCAAUGGGUGCCAAUGGGGGGAA